AUGUAUAUAAAGAUGGCCACGUUAGCAAACGGACAAGCAGACAAUUCCAGCCUCAGUAGCAACCACACUAACCCCAACACCAACGGGCACAUGAACGGAUUAAAUCACAGUCCAGGGAACGCCGCCACCAUCCCCAUGAAAGACCAUGAUGCCAUCAAGCUCUUCAUUGGACAGAUCCCUCGCAACCUGGACGAGAAGGACCUCAAGCCCCUCUUUGAAGAGUUCGGAAAGAUCUACGAACUGACGGUGCUGAAGGACCGCUUCACGGGCAUGCACAAAGGCUGUGCCUUCCUAACAUACUGUGAGAGGGAAUCUGCACUUAAAGCCCAGAGUGCGCUGCAUGAACAGAAGACGCUGCCAGGGAUGAACAGACCGAUCCAGGUGAAACCAGCGGACAGCGAGAGCCGAGGAGAAGACAGAAAACUGUUUGUGGGCAUGCUCAACAAACAGCAGUCGGAAGAUGACGUGCGCAGGCUAUUUGAAGCAUUUGGCAACAUUGAGGAGUGCACAAUUCUCCGGGGACCAGAUGGCAACAGCAAAGGGUGCGCGUUUGUCAAGUAUUCGUCCCAUGCGGAAGCCCAGGCAGCCAUCAACGCUUUGCACGGAAGCCAGACCAUGCCAGGGGCCUCGUCAAGCCUGGUGGUCAAGUUCGCCGACACAGAUAAGGAGCGUACAAUGCGGCGCAUGCAGCAAAUGGCCGGGCAGAUGGGCAUGUUCAACCCCAUGGCGAUCCAGUUUGGAGCAUACGGCGCCUACGCACAGGCACUGAUGCAGCAACAGGCGGCCAUCAUGGCAUCCGUGGCUCAAGGUGGCUACCUAAACCCCAUGGCGGCCUUCGCCGCAGCUCAGAUGCAGCAGAUGGCGGCGCUCAACAUGAACGGUCUGGCCGCCACCCCCAUGACACCCACCUCAGGUGGCAGCACGCCUCCGGGCAUCACCGCACCAGCCGUGCCUAGCAUCCCGUCCCCCAUUGGAGUGAACGGCUUCACUGGCCUCCCGCCCCAGGCCAACGGGCAGCCUGCCGCCGAAGCUGUCUUUGCCAACGGCAUCCACCCUUACCCAGCACAGAGCCCCACUGCAGCUGACCCCUUGCAACAAGCCUACGCUGGAGUACAGCAGUAUGCAGGUCCUGCUUACCCUGCUGCAUAUGGCCAGAUAAGCCAAGCCUUCCCACAGCCGCCUCCCAUGAUCCCACAGCAACAGAGAGAAGGACCAGAGGGCUGCAACCUGUUUAUCUACCAUCUGCCCCAGGAGUUUGGGGACGCUGAGCUGAUGCAGAUGUUCCUGCCAUUCGGUAAUGUCAUCUCCUCGAAAGUGUUUGUGGAUCGGGCGACAAACCAAAGUAAAUGCUUUGGCUUUGUGAGCUUUGACAAUCCCGCUAGUGCACAAGCGGCCAUCCAGGCUAUGAAUGGUUUCCAGAUUGGCAUGAAGAGGCUGAAGGUGCAACUGAAAAGGCCAAAGGAUGCUAACCGCCCCUAUUGAAGAACUGUGGGAAACACUGGAUAAGCAAGGUCUAGCACAGAGCCAGUCAAAUCCACCACAGUCUCGCGCUGAGCUAGGAAAAAGGUUCACGUAAUAACAGGAAAGUGGAGAAUACAGUCCCCCAGUCCGUAAGUUAAAAAUC
Pogona vitticeps (central bearded dragon) is the source of this 1624-nucleotide messenger RNA. NCBI's taxonomy places the organism in Eukaryota, Metazoa, Chordata, Lepidosauria, Squamata, Agamidae. The record is from RefSeq and is a predicted model, not a curated record.